AUGAAAUCAAUUAUUCUGAUUGCCCUCAUUGCUGUAGCCUUUACAGCCAGAGUCUAAGAGAGAAAUAUGGCCAAAGUUUAAGCUGAUUUAGCUAAAAGCACAUAUGGAAAAGCUUUACUUCAUUUGGUUGAAUUACACUCUAUGGCUGGAGGACCAGUUUAGGAAUUGAUUGAUGCUAUUGAAGAACUUAUCAAUGAUUUAGAAGAAGAAUUAGAAGAAUUAGAAUUCAAUUUCAAAGUGAGAACAAAUGAACAUAAUGCCUUAGUAACCAGUUUAGAAUAAGACAUUCAAGAUGCUGUAAUUGGUAAAUAAUAAUUUAUAAUAAUUUAGAUGUCAAUAAUACAUAAGAUACUUUAGACAAUCUUCUCUAUCCAAGAAGAGCUUAAAUCUAAAGCAAGAUUGAUUCAGUUGUUGGAUAUCAAGAAGAAAAUAGAAAGAAUUAUGAUGAAGCAAUUUUAGUUAGAGAAUAAGAACAUGAAGCAUUUGAAGCAUAAGUUGCUGAAUUAAAUGAUGCUACUGCUUCAGUUGAUGAUGCUUUAGCUCUUCUUGCUUCACUUACAAAUCCAUCAUUAUUAUAAAUCAGAAGAUUCUAAAAUACACUCAAAAAUAUUGAAAACAAGAUUAGAUCAAGAUCAAGAAUGGCACCAAUGAUCAAAGCUUUGAUUAAUUUAGCUUCAAAUCAAAAUUUCUCAAACUAAGAUGUAUUGAAGAAUAUAGUUGAUGCUCUUAAUGAAUUCAGAAAUGCAGUAGUCGAUUAAAUCAAUGAUUUAACAGCUUAAGAAGCUUAAGAUGUUGUUGAUCAUGAGGCAUAUCUUGAAUAAUUAGAUGAUGAAUACAGUGAAUUCUAAAGAUAAAUUAAUAGAGCAACCGUUGAUUUGACUGCCACUAAUGGUAAAAACAUUUAAUUUAUUUUCUAUAGAGAAAAUUGAUUAAAUGACUGAAUUCAGAGAUUAAAGAGCUGCUGAUUAAAAAUAAUACACUGCUGAAUUAGAAUUAGAGAAUAAUACCUAUGCUGAAGAAACUGAUAUCUAUACUAACACUAAGAAUGAAUUCACCAGAGAAUUAGGAGUUAGUGAACAAGCUUUAGCCCUUGUUAAAAGUGUAGAUUUCUCAAACAUCAAAGUUUGAUA
Molecule: messenger RNA, 1130 nt
Organism: Paramecium pentaurelia
Lineage: Eukaryota; Ciliophora; Oligohymenophorea; Peniculida; Parameciidae
Source: the annotation of a GenBank genome assembly